Zootermopsis nevadensis is the source of this 2004-nucleotide messenger RNA. Its product is annotated as lipase 3. Lineage: Eukaryota; Metazoa; Arthropoda; Insecta; Blattodea; Termopsidae. The record is from RefSeq and is a predicted model, not a curated record. Gene Ontology annotation, molecular function: hydrolase activity, acting on ester bonds. Gene Ontology annotation, biological process: lipid metabolic process.
GGAGAAGAAAUUGUAAUUUGUUUCAACAUUUUCUGUCAUAAGUAUUUCGCGUCUAAAGGUGUUUUGCUCGUACCGUUCCAUGACAGCAAACGUGCAUUGUUCUGAAACUUUAAUAGAACGGUUCUAAGUGUCGAGAGAAAGUAAGUUAUGUUUCUUUUGAUGGGAUACAACAAAGGAGUCCUGAAUAGUUUGUUCGCAAGACGAUUUAUCAUAUUUGGGACUUGGAAAGUUGUUAUGAACUAAAGCCGAAUACAACGAUCUCUCCUUCCAAACGUCGCCGAUCUGCAAUUCGUCAGAACGCACUGUGAGAGAAAUCAGUAGCUUCAUACAGUUGCAUUGAAUGGAGCGGAGUGCAGGACACAGUGAAUGACAGACUGUCUUGGAGAGAGCGAUGAGUAACAUGCAGUCAUCUGCAAAGAACAUUUGUUUGAAGUGAGGCUUUCUAACACUGCGUAACAAUCGAUAAACUUCUACUCGACACUGCAGUCUACUUGAAAUGAACUACAAAUCACAACAGAUGAACAUCGCCAUUUGGACCAUUUGUGUGGUGGCGCAAAUUCGUUUUACGUCUGGCAGCUUCCGACAGAAUUUCCCAAACAUAAUAAACGGCAUAUCGGACAGUCAAUUAACCAUGCCGAAGCUGAUAACGACGCACAAUUAUCCUGAAGAGACUCACGAAGUACGAACCGCAGAUGGCUACAGACUCACAAUUCAUCGCAUCCCGUACAGUCCAGGACAAUUCGGAAGAGACGACAAACCAGUCGUACUCCUGAUUCACGGACUGCUUGGAAGUUCCGCGGACUGGGUCAUCGCUGGCCCACAAAAGGGGUUAGCAUUUGUCUUGUCUGAUGCUGGUUAUGAUGUGUGGCUCGGAAAUUCAAGAGGAAACACGUAUUCUAGAAGACACGAGUAUUUAACGACAAAUGAUAACGAUUUCUGGAACUUCAGCUGGCAUGAGAUGGGUGUAUACGAUCUACCUGCCAUCAUUGACCAUGUACUUGCUGCUUCUAAUCAACGUUCUUUGUACUAUGUGGGUCAUUCCAUGGGGUGCACCAUGUUUUUCGUACUUACAUCCAACCUUCCCCAUUACAACUCCAAGAUUCGCAUUAUGUUUGGCUUUGCACCCGCGGCAUUCAACUCGCACAUAAGAAAUAAUUUAUUCAGAAUAGCAACAUUCAGCAAAGUUGGCGUUGAAGCUGACAGACUGUAUAAUAGUAACUUCUUCUCUCGCAACUGGAUUCAAGACAGACUGUUCCAAAGAUUCUGUCAUAAGGAUGGUCCUAUGCAAAUAAUCUGUUCCAGCAUACUUUUCAUGCUUGGUGGAUACAACUCAACACAACUAAACACAACAUUAGUACCAAUGAUUAUGUCCAAUUUCCCCGCUGGAUCAUCAUUAAAAUCCUGGGUCCAUUACGGACAAGAAAUGAGAUCAGGGAGAUUUCGACAGUAUGACCAUGGUCGCGAAUUAAACUCGAAGUACUAUGGAACCACAGAACCUCCUGACUAUAACCUGACGGCCAUUACUGCAGCUGUAAGUCUACAUAUCAGUGACGGGGAUUCCCUGAUACCAUAUGAGGAUGUCACAAAACUGUACAGAGCUUUGCCGAAUGCAAUUGGUCUCUUUAAAGUUCCGCUGUCGACAUUCGGUCACUUCGAUUUCCUGUGGGGACUGGAUGCAAAGCAUUUGCUGUACGACUUAAUUAUCGGUCUGAUGGAGAAAUAUUGAUUUCUAAUUCAGAAUCAUGUGUUUAAUCACGUAUAAUUUGAAGUUUUCACGUCUGUGAAUCCGAAGAUGUCUUCCUCUAGGUUCGUCAUCAGGGCGAUGAAGGCUGUGGUCCUCAUCGCCCCGAUGAUAGAGGCAGCAAGGACAUCUGGAAAGUUGAUAUACUUGAACCCACAAGACAGCCAUCUUAAUAUUACAUGAUGAAAACCUUCGUACAAGGUGAAAUGUUGUUUGUUGUUUUCAGUAUUCCGGAAUGUUAAUAAAAUUUGGAAUAUCUCUGA